AUGGAAAAAGCUCGCAAUCCGGAUUGCCCUCAAGAAAACGAUUGCAGCAAUUACUGUCGUAUCUCAUCGUUAACUUCUCAAGAGCAGAAUACAUGGGAAGGAGUUCCUGUUGUGUAUACAGAUGGUGCUUGUUUCUCCAAUGGUCGUAUUGGAGCUGCUGCUGGAAUUGGAAUUUAUUGGGGCGAACAGCAUGUCGAUAACGUUUCCGAACCACUCCUUAAUGGACUACCUACGAAUAAUAGGGCCGAACUUACAGCAGUCAUAAGGGCUAUACAAACGGCAAUCCAACGACGGUAUCAGCAUCUUAUUGUUCGUACAGAUUCCAAACUUCUGAUUCAAACGAUGAAUUCAUGGAUUCACCGCUGGCAAAAGAAUGAUUGGAAAACAUUGAAUGGUACAGCUGUUAAGAAUCAAGACCUCAUUACUCAGUUGAGUGAUUUGCUCGAAAACAUAAAUGUUGGUAGAUAUUUUGUGAAUACCACAAUAACAUUAGCAUUGAAGAGUCAAUGGUACGUUUCGAACAUGUUGCUGGACAUUCAGGAAUAUUUGGAAACGAAAAAGCAGACGAAUUCGCCCGAGCAGGAGCAGCUCGCUGCCGUUAAACAAAUCCCAGUGAUGUGA
Molecule: messenger RNA, 621 nt
Organism: Acanthocheilonema viteae
Lineage: Eukaryota; Metazoa; Nematoda; Chromadorea; Rhabditida; Onchocercidae
Source: the annotation of a GenBank genome assembly